Capsicum annuum is the source of this 770-nucleotide messenger RNA. RefSeq lists its product as uncharacterized. The annotation marks the transcript as partial. The record is from RefSeq and is a predicted model, not a curated record. NCBI's taxonomy places the organism in Eukaryota, Viridiplantae, Streptophyta, Magnoliopsida, Solanales, Solanaceae. The transcript has a single exon.
UUGCUGUCAUAGCUGAUUGGUUCCACUGCAAUCCUGAAGAUAUGCCCAUCAAGUCCCAACUUGAUUCUCUUAUCUGUGAAGGCUCGAUGCAGUGGAGGGAUCUUUGUGAAAACGAGACCUAUAGGGAACGUUUCCCAGAUAAGCAUUUUGACCUCGAGACAGUUCUCGAGGCUAAAGUGCAUCCUCUCUCAGUAGUCUCAGAAAAAUCAUUCAUUGGGUUCUUUCAUCCUGAAGGAAUCGAAGAAGAGGAAGGAUUCCACUUCCUUCAUGGUGCCAUGUCUUUCGACAACAUAUGGGACGAGAUUUCUAAGUCCGCUCAAGAAACUCCUUGUCAUGGAGACUCCGGUGUUUACAUUGUGAGUUGGAAUGACCACUUCUUUAUCCUCAAGGUUGAAAAAGAUACGUACUAUAUCAUUGACACACUUGCGGAGAGGCUUUUUGAGGGUUGUAAUCAGGCAUAUAUCCUCAAAUUUGACCAAGAUACAACAAUUAUGCAAGUACCUAGUGAGUCUCAACAAUCAGAUGAUAAGCCAUGUUGCGAUAGAAAAGAGAAAACCGAUGUCAAAGAGGCUGCGGAUGAAAGAAAAAUUGUCAUGAGCACCAACAGUGACGACAGAAUGCAGGAAGACUGGGCAUCUGAAAAGAACAUCAUUUAUAGAGGUAAAGAGGCAUGUAAAGAGUACAUUAAGAGUUUUUUGGCAGCAAUCCCUAUUAGGGAGUUACAAGUUGAUUUAAAGAAAGGAUUGAUGGCAUCGACACCCCUUCAUUAG